AUGGCCCAACUCCACUGCCUCAUGACAAAGUUCUGCAGAGACAUCAAACUGCUAAAAAUUCCAGGGCCCUGGAGACUGAACUCCCAGCGCCAGCACUCUGCACCCGCGACUGCUAGGGACGCAGAGCGCCCGCAGCCCCGAGAGCGUCAGCGCGGGACCCGCCUCCGCCCGGGCCGGCCUUCGUGGCGGCGUGAUGACGUCACCUCGCUCACGCCAAGAUGGCGGCGUGGCCACGCCCAGGCCGGCUCCGGGACGCGCGUGGACACGGAAACGGACACCUUCCCGGAAGCGCCCAGGGAGGCGCUCGGCACCUUCAGUAUCUUCAUCAGACCAGAUGCUUUACCUUCAGGCUCACAGCAUUCAGAGCAGUUCUCUUUGAUCCCUGUCAUCUUUGCCCAAGCAACUCCAUCCAGAAUAUCACAAAGAUUAAUGCUAACUCAACAAAUGGAGAAUAAAUUUGAAGAUCAAAUUAUGGAAAAGACGUCUCAGGUGAAAGCAGCUGAUACUGCUUUUGAAAGGAACCUUAAUCUUUUAAAGGAUAUAGAUGUAGCAGAAAAGUCUCUACAAACCAGGAUUCACUCAUCGCUACCACCUGAGGUGGUUUCUCUUGAGACUCUUUACUGGGCAUCAGUGAAAGAAUAUAUUCCCAAAUGGGAACAAUUUCUUUUAGGAAGAGCACCACAUCCUAUUGGUGCUGAAAAUCAAAAUGAAGGAAAAAGUACCAUUCAAAAUGAGAUACAGCGCUAACUUCACAUGCUGUUUUGAAACAAUAAACAAACAACCUGUUUAGUAAAUCUUAAUAAAUACGUAGGUCUCUAAUCUGAGAGAAUGAAUUUCUUCAUAUUAGCUCCUUAAUGAAGGUGAAUAGGAGAGAAUCUAUUCAGUUAUUUGAGCUAUCACUUAGACCUAUUAUUAAUUUAUAAAUUUGCCUUUUGUUAAUGUGAUGAAAAUGUUUAAAAGCACUGAUAUUUGGAAAGUUUAUUAAAUAAACUACAAAAUGA
Molecule: messenger RNA, 1001 nt
Organism: Sorex araneus (European shrew)
Lineage: Eukaryota; Metazoa; Chordata; Mammalia; Eulipotyphla; Soricidae
Gene: CEP15
Product: centrosomal protein 15
Exons: 6
Coding region: 1-747 (248 amino acids)
Source: RefSeq, a predicted model, not a curated record